Rubroshorea leprosula is the source of this 563-nucleotide messenger RNA. Lineage: Eukaryota; Viridiplantae; Streptophyta; Magnoliopsida; Malvales; Dipterocarpaceae. The record is from the annotation of a GenBank genome assembly.
CCCAUUAGGGUUACAAGCCUUUUAAAUAGAGAAAACAAAUCCUAAUCAGAAUAGGAAAUUAACACCCUAAGUCCUAAACCUAAUAACCAUGAAUUGGGCUUCAAAUAAGAGAAUGUUCAGCCCAAAAAUAUACAAAAAACGUGAAAAUCACUAAAAAUAACCUAAAAUAACACGAAAUAUCAGUUUGCUACAAAUUGCGGCAAAAUUGUGCGAUUUUGACGCAAACUGUGUAAUUCCGUGCAAAUGACCUCAACUAAGUUUCUCUUGAACCUGAAUGAUGUUUACCAUGCCUUGAUAAUCAUCCAAGCUUUGAUUUGCUUGUUAUAUGUUGUUUUCAACUCAAAUCUGCUCAAUAAGACCAUUUAAAGCUUCACGCAUCUUCUUAGCUCUAGCUCGCGUGACUGGACCUCCUUGGGUGUGUAAUGGAUUACAUGACGUAGUAGAUAUGCUGUCGUCUUGAUUCCCAUCAAAUGUUGUUCCCAAUACUGAUAUUAUUUUCCUCAAAAUCUAUUACUCUUGUAUAACCAAUUCCUAAAGUCACAUAAUGAAACUAUAUUUUUUGC